AUGAAAAAUGGCCAUGGAUGGUUUGUUGAUUUUAUUUCCAACAAUUUUGUGGAAACUUUAAAAGAAAGAUUUUUAAACAAAAACACAAUAUUGACUGGCGAGAUACUGGCAAUUGGCUUUAUUUUUCUAAUUUUGCAAGAUCUCUACAAAAUUUUCCAGAGAAAUUUACAAAAAUCCCUAAUGCCUCCUCUUCAUUCAAUUUUAGCUGACUUAUCUAUCCUUGUAGUGCUAUGAUUUAUAACAUCAUUUCUCUACUACUUGAAUAUUAUUCCAAAUUUUGAAAAUGAGCUGAAUAUUAUAAUAAUUGGUUUUGCACUAUUCAUUUCUAUUUGAUUAUUCACUGGAUUUUCACUAGUUUUAAUAGGAAACAUGUAUGCUGAGAAAUGGAAAAAUAUCCUAGAUGGAAAAAUAAAUGCUGAAGGAAAUAGUUUUAUUGAAGAAAUUCUAGAGAUAAAGAAAGGAUUCACUAAGACAAAUUAUCAACCGUGCCCAAUCGAAAUGAGGCUUGACGAUGGCUUUGAUUUCGGAGAAUAUUUAUGCAAAUCAUUAGGGAAGGUAAUUAAAGAGUCGUUUCAUGUUACAUGAAUGGGAUUUAUAGUUACAGUAAUUAUUAUUUUAUUAUGAAGAAUUGUUUUAUUUAUGGGAAAUCAAGCCGAAAUUGUAUUUUUAUGGAUUAUUCCUGCUUUUGAGAUUUUUACUUCUAUAAUAUUUUUAAUGAAACUGAAAUCAAUCUACAAGCAGUUGAUUCCCCAAGAUAAAGCAAGAAUGAGUUUGACGAAAAACUUAAAUAAAUACUUUAUUGAAAGCACAACCAAGCAGGGUCAUCAGGAAAAAAAGGUAGAUUUUUCCGAUAUUUUUUGACGGUAAAAAAGCAGCAGGAAAAAAAAACAGCCUGGCGUUUUGUUGGCCUAAUUCAACCAAGUAUCCUUCAUAUCUUGAUGGUGUUAUUCCAAAUAUUGAAAUAUCCGAGCCAAGAAGCAGACUGUUCCUGUGCCAAAUAAACCCAUUUAAACUAAGCUGCUGCUAUAUUUUUCAAGGUCGACCACCCAAUCGACACGAAUUACUAUUUUGAUUUGACAGUUUUGGACCACGAUUUUUGUUAUAUUCAACUCAAGGACUUUUAAUGGUCUCAUCUUUAUGAAUUACUUCAUGCGCUCUUAUCUAUAUUCCAUCAUUUUAUUCUCAAUCCAAUAUAAAUGCAGUACUUUUUUCAUUGUCUUUCUUUAUCUGGCUGCUAUUAAUAUGAUAUUUAAUCCCUUCAAUCAUAUAUUGGCUUGUCUUAACCACAAAAAUCGAAUUAAUGAAAGAUCAAAAAAUUAUCAAUGAAAUUAUAUGUGAAAGCUUAAAAAAUAAAGUCAAAAGAACAGUGAGAAUUUAUAGACAACUAAAAAUGAUUUAUAGAGAUAUAAAACGGACAAAAACUGGGGAGGAAAAAAUUUCUCUUUUGAAUAAUAUGGAUAAAUUUGUUGAAGAAACAUUUUUCCUGGUAGCUUCUACAAAAUUAAAAAUAAUUCCUGCUAGAAAUCUUGAAAAGAUUUUAGAUUUAUUUGGAUAUUUUAAAAUGGCGGGUGAGUCAACCUGCACUAUUAACACCUUAGCCAGUAGGUUCAUUUGGGCAGCCAGAGACCUUGAGGAAGGGAGGAAAGCGCUCGGAAAUGUGUAUUCGGCAAGGUUUUACUUGGAUUGAUGAAGCGCAAUGUCGGGUUAGCCGACCACAUACUCAAAUCAGGUCAAGGAUUUACCUCGUGAGAAGAUUGUUCGCUGGAGUUGCAAAGGGGACGCCGAGCAAGACCAGGGGUUUCCGCUUGGCCAGUCGGGCAAAUCCCAAGCUCGAUGCUUGGCUCUACCUGGGCUCCGGUUUCUUUUUGUCGACAGCUCUAUCAGAAAAUUCGAUUUUUCAAUUUUCGGAAAGAGCGAACCCCGUUGAGGUUCAGAAUGGCCCAGCAUAUCAGCUUCUCGGGUAAUAAGUGCAAGCCCUCGUCCUUGAGGAGCAAUAAAGUGGAGCCGUGCCUGGACUGGCAAGCAAGAGGUGGAGCUUUAUUCGGAGGCUAGUAAUGGCCUGCAGCCUACAGCGGAUUUCUCUAUAAGUAAUUUAGUAAGAUUUAUUUGGGAUGAAACUAAAUAGGGAUGAGCUUAGAUUGUUUUGUAAAGAAUGCUCGCCUGAUGAAAAUGAUAAUAUAUGCAUCUGCAAUUUUAAAUCAGCUAUUGAAAGGUUUUUGUUAGGAUAUGAAUUGAGCGUACCUUGUCUUUUGAUCAUGAUUUUCUAUGCUAGGCAUUUCCUAGGCGUAUUUGGUCGAAAUUUUAUCCUCAUCAGAGACAUUUGCCCAGCUAAAGAUCGAGGAAAAAGCUUUGGUGAAGAUGAUAAGAGAUAAAUCUCCAAGGAAAAGACAUGCAGCCUAAUUGAGACCUUAUGAAGCAACAAAAUUCGUAUUUGAAACUCAUUUUAAAUUGAAAGGUGAAAUUACUAUUUCUCUUACUCCCCCCCUGCGUGAGUGAACAAAACCAUUAGAAAAAUCCCUAUUUUUUUGCCCAAAAAACCACACCUCCGUGAGUGAACAAAAAUUUUUUAAUAGAAAAAUUUUUAAUGAAAAAAAAUUUGACAUAUAAGUGAUAAUUAGUAUAAUGAAAUCUAGAGCUAAUUAUGUUUAAUUUUUAUACAAAUUGCGUUUUUUAAAACAUAAAUUUUGCAAAUUAAAUUUAUAUUUACUUCCAAAUUUUUGCGAAUUAGGAUUUUUUAAAUUUCGAAAAAAAAAUUUCUAUAAAAUUUAUCUAUAAUUGUUUUUAAAAAAAAAAAUUAACCCCCUCCGCGAGCGAACAAAAUUUUUUUGUUCACUCACGGAGGGGGGGGAGUUAAAGAAAUCAGAAAUUUUUUUAAUUUAUGGAUAAUACAUUUUGGGGUUGAAGAUAUUAAUGGCUUUAUUUGUGACGUUAAAGGACUUGAAGGAAGCUUCGGGCAAAUUAAAAUAGAAGAUAUUGCAAGUAUGGUCCAAACUCAUGUGGCUUUUUUUAAUAGUUAA
Blepharisma stoltei is the source of this 3017-nucleotide messenger RNA. NCBI's taxonomy places the organism in Eukaryota, Ciliophora, Heterotrichea, Heterotrichida, Blepharismidae. The record is from the annotation of a GenBank genome assembly.